This is a messenger RNA of Stylonychia lemnae, 1311 nucleotides long. The record is from the annotation of a GenBank genome assembly. Lineage: Eukaryota; Ciliophora; Spirotrichea; Sporadotrichida; Oxytrichidae.
AUGUUUGAUAUUUUCUUUGAUGAGUAAACAACUUCCUAAGCAAAAGAUUAAGCAAUUAAAAAAUAAAGAUAACCUAAAAAGCAGUCAAUACUUAGUGAUAGAGCUAAAAAUUACGGGAUUGCUUAAUGCUAGGAUACGAAAGACAUAAGAGAAACAGAGAGAAGCUAAUAUGAGUAUCAUAUUUGUGAAGAACAAUUUUACAACAUUGAUUAACUUUUCAUUGUCAAAGGUUCUGAUGAGGUUAUUCUUAUAAACAAUGCUGAUGACUACUUCAUAGUAUUUAAGAUAAACGAUUGCCAAAUUAACUUUGAGAAUCUGAUGAAUUACAAAAUGCUUAGCUUGCCAAGGAAAUCAGUGAAGACUAAUUAUCCUAAUGACUUGAUAAAGGUAUAAUCUUGCCAUCAAGGCUAAUACUUAUGCUUUGUGAAUUAGAUGACUUUAAAAAUAGAGGGGACAGUGCUUUCCAAGGAUAUCUAUAAUUUUAAUAGUCUCCAAAUUAUAAACUUGAAAUAGUUUGAUACUGAAUAAAAUAUUUGUAGCAUCGAUGGAGACUGUAAAGACGGAAUUCUAGCAAAUGAGUAAAUCUUUCUACAAGGUGAAAUAGAUCCAAAUUAAAAUGGUUCAAGUUCAAAUAUAAGUGCUAUAGAUAACAAUUCUACAAUUGAAAAUAAUACUAUGCUUAAUCGUACAGCAAAUUCAGAUGAUGAAGUCUUCGAUUUCAAGAAGAUAUAUCAUUUUGGCUUCAAUGCUAUCGUAGUAUCUUUAAUAUUACUCUUGCAUGUUACCUAUAAAAUAUAUAGAACUAAAAGGUUUAGUUAGACUACUCAUUAUUUGCGCAAAUCUUCUCAUUUUUGGACUGAAGAUCGCAGAGAUAGGUAUGAGUUAUUUAAUGAUCAGCUAUAAGAUUCGUUGGAGUAGCUUUUACCAAAGAAUAAAUACAUCUAAAUUAUUGGUAAGGAGGAUGAAUAGGCUGAUGAUGAUUACUUUUCACCUUAAAAAAGAAGUAACACAACUGGGAAAAACACAGAGUUUAUGUAUUAGCAGCAAAGAUCAGAAUUCAGAUAAGGUGGGAAUAUCGGCCAAGAAUAGAAAUAGCCUUUUCAAGGAUUCAGAGGAAAUCUAUUUUAGGACUAAAAUAAGGCAAAUAAUUCAUAGCAUUAACAAAAGAGAUAAACAGAAGUGUAUAACCCACCUACAAUAAUUGGUGGGGCCUCAUUCAAAAAGCGGUUGAGUUCAAUCACGAAUUCAGAUGAAUUUAAAUAAAAAGCUAAUUAAAGAGUCUCAUUUAAGGUUCCAAGUAACAAAUCCUGA